Molecule: messenger RNA, 1824 nt
Organism: Populus nigra (black poplar)
Lineage: Eukaryota; Viridiplantae; Streptophyta; Magnoliopsida; Malpighiales; Salicaceae
Product: BAHD acyltransferase At5g47980-like
Exons: 2
Coding region: 1-1824 (607 amino acids)
Source: RefSeq, a predicted model, not a curated record
AUGUCUGUGCCUCUGAGAAUCGAGAUCAUGCAGAGAGAAACCAUCAAACCAUCCUCUCCAACGCCCCUUCACUUAAGAAGUCUCAAGCUCUCUCUUCUGGACCAAUCCAUGCCAGUAGGUCACAUUCCCCUGCAGCUAUUUUACCCCAGGAAUGGAAACGACACAGAUCACCUUGCCAAAGCCACGGAAAGGUCACUGCUACUAAAGACCUCACUGUCUGAAGCCUUGACUCAUUUUUAUCCAUUCGCAGGCAGACUCAAAGACAAUUUGUCCAUUGAAUGUGAUGACCAUGGGGCUGAAUAUAUUGAGGCUCGAAUCCAUUGUAUUCUCUCUGAUAUUCUCAAAAAGCCUGAUACUAAAGUGCUAAAACAACUCCUUCCUGCAGCUAUAAGUGAACCAGCCACGGCCAGGGAUAGUCAAUUAAUUGUCCAAGCUAGUUUCUUUGAUUGUGGUGGCUUGGCAAUUGGCGUGAAUCUUUCUCACAAGGUUGCAGAUGCAGCCACGCUAACAUCAUUCAUCAAGUGCUGGGCUGCAACCGCUCGCAGGUCGAGUACUGAGGUGGUGAUCAGUCCAGUGUUCAUGGGUGCUUCUAUUUUCCCACAAAUGGAUUUACCAAUCUCAAUGCUUCCAGUAUAUUUGAUUAAAGGAGAGUCUGUCAUGAAAAGGUUUGUGUUUGAAGCUCCCAAAAUUACUGCUCUCAAGGCUAAAGCCAUCAGUGCAAGCGUGCCAGAUCCAACACGGGUGGAAUCUGUAACAGCGUUGAUCUGGAAAUGUGCGAUGAGCGCAUCAAGAUCAAACUUGGGGGUUCCAAGAAAAGCUGUGUUGUCUCUUGGAGUGAAUAUUCGGAAGAGGCUUGUGCCAACCUUACCAGACAACUACGGUGGGAACUACGCAGGUAGUAUAUCAGCGCGGAUAGAGGAUCAUGAUGAUUUAGAAUUGCAAGGUAUAGUGAGCCGUAUAAGGAAAGAUCUUAUAGAGUUUGGUGAAAAAUAUGCUAAAAUAACCCCAGGGGACGAUAUUUCGUUAGCAAUUUGCAAGACGGUGGAAGAGUUUGGAAAGAUGGCCAUGAGCAAAGAUAUUGACUACUAUAACUGCUCCAGUUGGUGUAGAUUUGAACUUUAUGAUGCUGAUUUCGGAUGGGGAAAACCAAGAUGGUUGAGUAAUGUUUUAACUAUAGAGCUGAAAAAUCUUAUGUGUUUGAUCGACACAAGGGAUGGUGAUGGAAUAGAAGCGUGUAUAAGCUUGAGUCCAGAAGACAUGGCCUUGUUCGAAUCCAACAGGGAGCUGCUUGAAUUUGCUUCUGCAAAUCCUAGUUCCAUAGAGCCCUUCAAACACAAAACUAUUAGCAUACAAGCACUUGGCAUCUCUCCAUGUGGCUGGAGAGAGGAGUCACACAGAGUGAAUGAAAGACUUCCACAUUAUUGUGCAAUUGCACUUGGAUUCCGACUUCGGAGGCUUCAUGCUGUCCAUCUUCGGAGGAUUUCACAUUAUCGUGCAAUUGCACUUGGAUUCCAACUUAGGAGGCUUCAUAAUGUCCAUCUCGUUCGGAAGCCCAACAUUACGCACCAUAGAUUCAUUGGCAUUCUCAUCGUUCUCGGUCUAGUUGACAAGUGUUCUGGGCUGAAUCCCAGAGGAGUGCUGGAAAUAGAGUGUCCAUUUUAUAAAGGAGAAAAUAGUAGGGCUUCACCUUGGAAGCGGAUCCCUCUUUGUUGUGUCCCACAAGCUCAAGGUUUAGUGGAAAAGCUCGACAAGGAUUGGAUGGAUUUCUAUGUCUGGACUCCUAAUGGAAGCAGUCUGUCUGCGUUAUAUCGAGACGAGGCAUAA